Molecule: messenger RNA, 3948 nt
Organism: Acanthochromis polyacanthus (spiny chromis)
Lineage: Eukaryota; Metazoa; Chordata; Actinopteri; Pomacentridae
Exons: 5
Coding region: 671-2506 (611 amino acids)
Source: RefSeq, a predicted model, not a curated record
GUGGGCCUCCCGCCUUUUUUGUCUUAAUGCACGCCUCCCUGCUCGUUAAACAUCGAUGGUCAUGCUGCCUUUUGUGGUGGCUAUGACAUAAUUUUUCCGGCUCACUCUACGUUAUACAGAGUGUGCUGCUUGUCUGUUUAUGUGGGUAAACAUGGAAGCAUUUUUGGAUGAAAGCUUUUCUUCUCACCUAUAUAUAUAUAUAUAUAUAUUUUUUUUUUUUUCAGAUACCUAGCUCUUGGGAUAUUUUUCUCAUUCUCCUCACAUCCUGUGUUCUCACCUCCAUGUGGCAACAUAGAUUAUGUAAGUAUAAGUUAAAAGAUGUACACAUCAAAAUGUAGCACAGUUUAAAUGUAGUUUGUAUUCAUUUAUAGUUCAUGUGAACUUAAAAUUUGGUUUACAAUAUCAAGCUGAAAUGUUUAGAGUAAGCAUGUUUAAAGCAUAAAUGAUUUGUUUUACAACAUAAAAACCUUAUUAGGCCUGCAAUGUAUGAUCUGUGGGUUUUUCAAAGUUCAUUAUGCACUUUGAAGAGGAGCUGGCUUUUUUAAUGCCUUUUUGUAACAUCAUGAAAGCUGUUAAACCAUAACAACAAACUCAAGCUGAAAGGCAGCUCAUUUUACAAAUAACCUAACAGAUUUGUUGUUCUUUGUCUUCAUGCACAGGUGCUGUGUGAAUGUGGCCUUGCAAAUUGUGUGACAGUUCGUUAUCUACCAGGUAUGAGUUAUUAAAACAUUUUAGGCUGAGGCAUUUCCACCAUAGCCGAACAGGCCGAUAUCCCUGUGUAUAUUUAGACUGUCCUUGCACGUUCACAAGCUGGAAGAAACUUUUGGGUCACACAUAUCGAACACACAGAAAGUUAGAAACAGCAAGUGCUCAGUCCGCUACGUUCUCAUGUCAGACAUGUGGGCGUGAAGAACUUUCAACAGAGAAGGAAUACUUUAGUCAUAUUAAUCAACACCUUAGGCAGUAUGAAAAUGUAACUUGUAUGUUUGAGGGAUGUACAUAUCAGUCAAACAUAUAUGCUACUUUUAACACGCAUAAAAAUCGUAAGCAUAAUCCACACAGUCUAAAGGAUUUUAAAGCAGGUGUAGUUAAAGUCAGUGCUGAGUCUAGUCCAGUGGAUGAAGGGCCCACAUUUACUGUGGCCAUAGAUGGUAGUCUGUCAGACUUAGAUGAAGGUAGUGAUACUGAUAAUUCAGAUGAUCUUCCUGAAGUUGUAGAAAAAAAACUUGGCUCUGUUCUAUUGAAGUUGGAAAACAUUUUUCAUGUUCCAUCUACAGCAAUCGAUGAAUUGGUUGAUGAGCUGCACUACUUGUUGAGUACUGUGUCUGUUUCAACAACUUGUAGCAGUAUUUCAGAUUUUUUCAAAAGCAAAAACAUAGAGGUUGAUAGCUUGGUUAUUAAGGAAUUGUCUGAUUCACUUUGUAAAUCUAAUCCUUUGUUAAACGCACUGGGAAAAGGCGGCCCCCUUGCGACAGCUUAUAAGAGAAAAGAGUACUAUAAAGAAGUGUUUAAGGUUGUCGAGCCAGUAGAGUUUGUUCUUGAUCAAAAAACAAGCAGGUCCUUUCAAUAUAUCCCAUUACUGCGAUCUUUGCAGCAGGUACUUGAUUGUCCUGAAGUGUUGAAUAGAGUUAUUGAUAGCCACAGAACACAGGGCAGUAACACAGACCAGCUUGAAAACCAGCAGUAUUGCUCCAUAGCAGAUGGUGUAUACUUCAAAGAAAACCCUUUCCUGUCAGGUGAUGAGUUAAAAAUUUGUUUAACCUUAUACAUUGAUGACUUCGAAUUGUGUAAUCCUUUGGGCACAUCAAGGAAGAAGCACAAGUUGUGUAGCAUAUACUGGAUUCUUAAUAACUUGGGACCAGGCUCUCACUCAGCACUCACCUCUAUUUAUUUAGCAGUUUUGUGCAAGAGUAAUGAUGUAAAGACAUAUGGAUAUAGAAAAAUAUUAGAGCCACUAUUACACGAUCUUGUGACAUUAGAAGAGCACGGUGUCUAUGUUUCAAAGCUUGGGACUUUUGUCAAAGGAACAGUGCACAGUGUUAUUGCUGACAAUUUGGGUGCCCACGCUUUGGCUGGUUUUGUAGAGAGCUUUUCUGGGCAUUAUAUUUGUCGAUUUUGUACUGCUCAGAAAGAAGAGAUCCAGUUAACUGAUGUUUAUUCAGGUGCUUUUUCUCUUAGAACCAAAGAAAUACAUGAAGCACAUCUGAAGACUGCACAGGACACUGAAACGAGUUGCUGUGGUGUGAAGCGAGCUUGCCCUUUAACUGAGCAUCUUAACCAUUUUCACGUCAGCACAGGCUAUCCCCCAGAUAUAGUGCAUGAUUUGUUUGAGGGGGUUGUCCCAUUUGAACUAGCACUGUGUUUGAGCAUUCUGAUAUCGAAGAAGUAUUUUAGUCUUGAGUCUCUUAACACAUGUAUCCUCAAGUUUCCUUUUAAGUGGAGUGACAAAAAGAAUCGGCCUCACCUUAUACCACACACCUAUUCCAGUAGGUGGCAACGCCCAUGAAAAUUGGUGCCUUAUACGUUUCCUUCCAUUUCUGAUAGGAGACCUUAUACCAGAAGGUGAGCUUGCUUGGCAAGUGAUAUUAGACCUGAAGGAAAUCGUGGAGUUAGUUGUGGCACCUGUUCACAGCAAAGAGACAAUCGCCUACCUUGAUGUCAAAGUGUCUGAGCACAGACAGAGACUACGUGAGCUUGUCCCAGAGUUGGAUCCAGACGUAUGGUGACCCUGAAGAGACACAUCGUCAUCAAAGAUUAGCAAAGCAGGAUGGCAGGACGAGUAACUUUCAGAGUCCUCUUUGGAGGUGAAGACGAUGCAAGAAAACUCACCAUUGAAUCUGGAAUACCAAACACUGUGGAGGAAUUCGCUCUUCAAGUAAAGACUUUCUUCCAAGUGACUGAGCCAUUCAGACUUCAGUACAGAGACAGAGAAAUGGAUGAUCAGUUCAUGAACCUCUUGUCAACUUCAGAACUUGAAGAUAAAGCUACUGUGAAAGUAGUGUACAUACCUUCUGAGACAACCAGCUCUAAUCCCCUCUCAAGGGAUACCAGCCCUACAAUCCCAGGUACUCCUUCCAGUGUCAACUCCUCAUCACAUGAGCCAAAUGAUUCAGACUCCUACAGCAGCAAUGAUACCAUCAUCUUGUCAUCGCCCGAGACCCGGUCCUGUUCUUGGCCCAAAGUCUUUGUUGUUCCUCGCUUCUCAUACUUUGCUGAGAUGAUGCUCCACACUGGAAAUGAUGAGUUCAGUGCACAUGGAACUUUGCUGUCUCCUACCCCAAAAACACGUUCUGAUAUUCUUGAGGGCCUAGCUGAAGAAAUCAUGAAGUAUACAGCAUAUCCAAAGGAUGAGCAGUUAGAAGAAGUGGCCAAGGCUCUGAUACAGUCUCACCCAUGUCUCCUGGAGAAAGGCACUCGCAGUGGCUACUGUGGUUGGAAGCACUACUUGAAAAUAAAGAUGAUGAACUUCAGAUCAAAGCUUAGCCGAGCUGGACAUCGUGAGGUUGCAGUCAACUCUCUGAAGAAUAAACGGAAAGGCCAGGAGAAGCCAGCAGCCUACAUCAAGAAGCCCAGGAAGGCAGAAGUUAAUUUCUGUCCAAACAUUCCCAGAGGUGAAACAAGAGAGAGAAUGGAGGCAGAUAGGGUAGCUCUACUGUCAGAGGUAAAAAGGAUGAGGCUGCGAUCAGGAAGAUGAUGCAGUAUACCUUCUCGAUCAGGAGGCAGGAGGUUCUCCAGGAGCCAGCCAUUCCAGACUUCCAAAACAGAUGGCCAGCACUCUUUGAUGUCAGUGAGAUCAACUUGGAGUUUAUGCGACUGACAACUGUACCUCUGACCUCCAAAUUCCUGGGAGAACUGGAUCGUCAGACCGACAACCUGAUCAAGGUUUUUAAUGCCAAAGGUGGAGCUACAGGAAGAAAGAUCACCACCAUAAUGGCCCAGAUGGAUAAU